Molecule: messenger RNA, 471 nt
Organism: Penicillium mononematosum
Lineage: Eukaryota; Fungi; Ascomycota; Eurotiomycetes; Eurotiales; Aspergillaceae
Exons: 2
Coding region: 1-471 (156 amino acids)
Source: RefSeq, a predicted model, not a curated record
AUGAAUGCCUUUGAGAUGGUCUCCCUUUCGGCCCGUUGGUCCAUGGAGAAUGGACCUCCAAGCGGCCGUUCCACCGAUGCGGUACGUGCCGCCCCCGAGACCAGUAGCACCUCCCGCUACGGGGCCAGCCGUCGGGCUGCGUCCCCCCGGAUUGCCGCCAUUAGGAUUCCGGUGAUUCCUCCUGGUUAUCAGCAGAUCCCAGGGUACGAAGCCCACCGUCAGCGACAGGAGGCUCGCGCGCUCAUGGGCUCGAUUGCGGAGCGCCGGGGCAGACCAACCCCCGCCCCAAUCUUGGUUCGUGGUGAUGCUCCGAGUCUUCUGUCGUGCCGACGACGGUCCCUGGGUGCCGCUUGUGCUGUUGCCUUUGCCGGAGCCGGAGCUCAGCAGCUACCCAAUGAGCAAACCCGGACUAUGUUUUGGGGGAGCUUUCUGCUGGUGCUUUUGGUGAAGAUGGUAGUGGGGUUUCUGUAG